AUGUCAGUGAAAGACGAAAUUCCAGCAGUUUUUCUUGAAAAAAUAUCUCCUCGUGGUCUUGAAGCAAUUCAAAAGACUAAGGACUUUGUCAACGACUAUUGUCUUCCUGCGGAUAAGAUCUACUAUGAGCAGAUAUCAACAGAUCCAGCAACGAGAUGGACUCAAGUUCCUCCAAUAAUCGAGACCUUAAAAACCAAGGCUAGAGAAUUGGGAUUAUGGAAUAUGUUUCUCUCCAAGCAUUACAAGGAAGGACCCCAAUACACUAAUUUGGAAUAUGGUUUGAUGGCGAGGUACUUGGGUCGUUCGCACACCGGACCAGAGGCUACUAAUACAAACGCUCCCGAUACAGGUAAUAUGGAAUUGUUUGCCAAGUACGGCACUGAGCAUCAAAAGGAAAAGUAUUUGAAACCAUUGCUUGAUGGUAAGAUUAGAUCCGCUUUUUUAAUGACUGAAAAGGGAACAUCCUCAUCAAAUGCUUUGAAUAUCCUGACCAGUGCUGUAAAGAACAAAAGAGGCAACUACGUGUUAAAUGGUGUCAAAUGGUUUGCCUCGGGAGCUGGAGAUCCUAGGUGUGCUGUUUGGCUUAUUAUGUGCAAAACUGACGAUAACAAGGAAAAACCUUAUAGGAACCAUACCGUGUUGAUUGUGGAUGCCAAACGUGCUUUGGAAUCUGGCAAAGCCAAGUUGAUUAGACCUUUACAUGUUAUUGGGUUUGACGAUGCACCACAUGGCCACUGUGAGAUUUCCUUUACUGAUUACGAAAUACCUAGCGACGAAAUGCCUCAUGUUGUUAUGGCCGGUGAAGGUCGAGGCUUUGAGUUGAUCCAGUCCAGGUUGGGGCCAGGUAGAAUCCACCAUUGUAUGAGAGCAAUAGGCACCGGUGAGUUUGCUUUGAUGCGCAUUGCGCAAAGGGCAAACCAUAGAAUUAUUUUUGGCAAGCCAAUGAAUCAGAGAGAAAGUUUCCUCUACAAAUAUGCACAAAGCAAGAUUGAUAUUGAAAGGUGUUUCUUACUAGUCCUUAAUGCUGCACACAAGAUUGACAUUUCAAAUGCCAAAUUGGCACAACGAGAAAUUGCUAUGGCCAAGAUUGAAACCCCAAGAACAAUUUCAGAUAUCCUUGACUGGGGAAUCCAAGUAUUCGGCGCAGAGGGUGUUUCCCAAGAUGUCGAAUUGGCUAGAAUGUACGCUUUGAACAGAACUUUGCGUAUCGCUGAUGGUCCAGACGAAGCUCACUUGUCACAAUUAGCACGUAAUGAAGCAAAGAAAUUCACUGAGAUUGAUAAGUAUUUUGCAAACUUUGACUCUCAGCAACAAAAGCUUGCUAAGUUUUAA
This is a messenger RNA of Lodderomyces elongisporus, 1332 nucleotides long. RefSeq lists its product as uncharacterized. Gene Ontology annotation, cellular component: cytoplasm. The transcript has a single exon. Gene Ontology annotation, biological process: fatty acid beta-oxidation using acyl-CoA dehydrogenase. Bases 1 to 1332 code for a protein of 443 amino acids. NCBI's taxonomy places the organism in Eukaryota, Fungi, Ascomycota, Pichiomycetes, Serinales, Debaryomycetaceae. The record is from RefSeq and is a predicted model, not a curated record. Gene Ontology annotation, molecular function: flavin adenine dinucleotide binding; acyl-CoA dehydrogenase activity.